AUGAAACCAACAACAUGUUUCUCGUGUCAGGCCGAGGGACAGAUAAAUAACAUAAAUAACAAGUCUCAGUUGCAUCUCUUUGUAGAAAUUAAUAUCUGUUUCGUCUUAUAUCAGAGAUUGCGCGAUCGUAGAUCUGGAUUUGGAGCCACUACUGAAGCAGCAACACCCACUGUUUUGAGGUGUUGGCGUGUUUUGCUGAUUUGCCAGCUCCCAGUGUUUACAUCGUUUAAUCUUGCAAAACGAACUGUCCCAUCCGGUGUGUCAGGGCAGCACUGCAGAGCCACGCGGGAACGUCCUCUGGUGUCCCCGUACCUGGCUGCCCGGUCUGCUGCCGAGACAGGCGGAGGAGCCUCGCGGCGGCUGCUCGCGCCCCCUUCACCACAGCGUUCCUCAGCGGAGCUCGCGGCACAGCGCCAGCCGGGAAACCAUAUAAUUCUAGAGAGUUUUACGUUUCCAAGAACAAAGAAAAUGAAUACUUUACCGGUGUUGUCAUUUGAAGACCUGGCUGUAGACUUCACCCAGGAGGAGUGGCAGGAACUGAACAGUGCUCAGAGGACCCUGUACAGGGAUGUGAUGUUAGAGGUCUACAGCAGCCUCCUAUCCUUGGGGUACUGCAUAACCAAACCUGACUUGAUUUUCUGGUUGGAACAAGGAGAAGAGCUGUGGUUGGUUGAAAAACAACAAAACCAGGGCCUCCCAGUUUCAAAGAAAAAAGAUGACCUGAUUGGGGCCAACCAGGAGAGUCAAGACAUCAAUCCCAGGCACUAUGUAAUCACAAGCAACAAAACAUCAACUCACAAGAGAGCUGAACUAAGAAAAACACUUAAUUUAAGCUCAACUGAUAUUUUAAAACUGACUAUAAAGAAGGACAAAUGUUCAGUAAUGACACCUGAAGUAUGUAAUGUAUUUCAGAAUGUGCAUCUCCCUUGUAAGCCAGAUAAAAAGCAAGAUGGAGAGAAAGCUAGUGGCCCAAAUGUGCAUGGGCCAUCCUUCUCAUGCUGGGAACUUCCUAGUCAGCCUCACAAUAUUCAGACUAUGCAGCACUCUCUUAAAUAUGAUGGACAAGGGAAAGUCUUCAAAAGGAAGAAGUCACCCUUUACAUAUGAGAGAAUACAUAUGGAAAAGUCAUAUAAUUGUACUCUCACUGAAGGAAAGACAACUCAGAUAGGAAAAAUCACUUUCCAUAAAAAAUCUAACAUCACCAAACAUCAGCAAUCAAACACAGAAGAGAAACUCUGUGAAUCUGUUGAGUAUGAAGAAAUUCUCAUGUACAAAUCAGAGCUCAAAACAAAUCAGAGAACAAAUGCAAGACAAAAAUUCUAUGCAUGCAAACCCUGUCAGAUGCCUUUUAGCUGUAAAUUAUGCUUUACUCUGCAUCAUAGAAAUCACAUAAGGAAAAGGCUCUAUGCGUGCAAUGAGUGUGGAAAAACCACUUGCCAGAAGUCAGAACUCAUUAGAAAUCAGAGGAUUUGCACAGCAAAGAAACCUCAUGAAUGUAAUGAAUGUGGAAAAUCAUUUCGCUGGUGGUCAGAGCUCAACACACAUCAGAGAAUUCACACAGGGGAGAAACCAUAUGAAUGUAAUGAGUGUAGAAAAGCCUUUUAUUUGAAGUCACACCUUAUUACACAUCAGAAAAUUCACACAAGGAAGGAACUGUAUGAAUGUAAUACAUGUGGAAAGUCCUUUGGCUGGAAGUCAAGCCUCAUUACACAUCAUAGAAUUCACACAGGGGAAAAACCUUAUGAAUGUAAUGAGUGUGGAAAAGCCUUCCAUUUGAAAUCACACCUCGUUAUACAUCAGAAAAUUCACACAGGGGAGAAACCAUAUGAAUGUAAUACAUGUGGAAAGGCCUUUGCCUGGAAGUCAAGCCUCAUUACACAUCAUAGAAUUCACACAGGGGAAAAACCUUAUGAAUGUAAUACAUGUGGAAAGACCUUUCGCCAGUUGUCAAACCUCAUUACACACCAGAGGAUUCACACAGGGGAGAAACCUUAUGAAUGUAAGACAUGUGGAAAAGCUUUUAGUGGGAAGUCAAACCUCAUUAUGCACCAGAGAAUUCAUACAGGGGAGAAACCUUAUGAAUGCAGUGAGUGUGGAAAACCAUUUCGCUACCGGUCAGAACUCACCACACAUCAGAGAUUUCACAGGGGAAAACCUUAUGAAUGUAAUGAAUGUGGGAGAACAUUUCAAUGUACUUCAGACCUCAAGAAGCACCAGAGAAUUCACACAGGGUAAAGACCUUUUGAAUGUGAUGUAUGUGGAAGACUCUUUACCAGAAACCAGAGCUGUUACACAUCAGAGAAGCCCUGUGAAUGUAAUACAUGUGGAAAGGCCUUUUGCUGGAAGUCAUACCUCGUUACACAUGAGAAAAUUCACACAGGGGAGAAACCUUAUGAAUGUACUGAAUGUGGAAAAAACUUUUACCGGAAUUCAUACCUCAGGAGGCAUCAGAGAAUUCACAAGUAUGGGAAUGUAACAUGUAUGGGAAACACUUCUACCAGAAUGCACAUCUUGUGAAGCAUCAGAGAGUUCACAAACAGGAGAAACCUUAUCAAUUCAAUGAGUGUGGACAAGCAUUUUGCCAAAAUUCAACCCUCAAAAUACAUAAGAGAAGGACACAGAAGGGAAAAUAAGUGUGAAUGAGUCUGGAAAGCCUUUUGAUGGAUGUCAAACCUCAUACAUCAGAAAAUUCACCUGGAUUGAAACUACGUUAAUAAAAUAAUGUGGAAAAGAUCUUUGCUAAAAGUUGUACCUCAUUGCAUAUCAGAGGAUUCACACAGGUUAGAAAUAUUAAUUAAUGUAAUGAAUGUAAAAUGUUUUCCAAGAAGUCAUGCCUCAAUUGCAUCAUAGAAUUCACAGAGGAAAAAUAUCUUGUAAAUGUGAUGAAUGUGCAAAACCCUUUUGCCAGAAGUUAAAUCUCAACAGAUACAAAGGACUCACACACACAAAAAAAGCCUAUCAAUAUAAUGAAUGUAAAAAACCUUUUGCCAGAAGUUGUUCUUCAGCACAAGCCAAAGAACUCAGAGAUGAGAGAGCAUGCAUAUACACAGGAAAACUCUACUGUGAAUUAUCUCUCACUGUCAAAAAACUCAUACAGAAGAGUGUAAUGGAAGUUGAAAAGCCUUUUAUUGUAAAGGUGAACUUCAACAAAUUUCAGGAAAAUUACACAGAAGAAGCACUGAAAGUGUGCUAUAUAUGGAAAAGCCCUUGGCUGAAAGGCACCCUUAUUGGGUAUCAGGGAAUUCUCAUAUGGCAGUAAUCCUAUAGGACAGAGACCAGCUAUGUGUUAUUCAAAAAUUAUUCUAUUUGACAUGCAAUCUGAUUUUUGCCCACCCCUUAUUAUGAGUGGGAUGAUGUAAAUGAACACUACUUUCACAUAUGAAUUUGUUAGUAAAUAUUCAGUCUAUGACAUUCACUUGAAAUGGCAUCUUUGUCAGUUACAAAAUUAAAUGUGUCUUAUUGUCUGAUUUUUUUAAAGAUUUACUUAUUUGAAAAGCAGAGUUGGGAGAGAGAGGGAGGUUGAGGGGGUGUUGGACAAAGAGAGAUAUCUUCCAUCUACUUUUUCACUCCCCAAAUGGCUGUAAUCAUUGGGGUUGAGCUAGGCCAAAGCCAGGAGCCUGGAAUUUCAUCUUUGUCCCACAUGUGUGUCAGGAGCCCAAGUAUGUGACUCAUGGUCUAUUAAUUCCCCAGACACAUUAGUAGAGAGCUGGAUCAGAAGUGGAGCAGCCAGAACCCAAAAUGGGAUUCCCCAUGGGAUUCCAGCAUCACAAUCAGUGCCUCAAUCUGCUAUGCCACAAUGCUAGCCCCUAGCCUAUGAGUCUUUACCCAUAUUGUUAUAACCAGUACUGUUACCAUAGGCAUGUUAUCUGACUUAUGUGCUAGCCAUAAUUCUGUACCCCCAGCCCUUGUUGAGGGUGUUUUCUAGGGUGGAGAGUGAGUCUCUUGCAAUCUACUCAAUAAGAAUCAUGGCCUUGUCUGUGUGUAGAUUUAGAUUUACUCACACUACUGGAGCUCUGUUUAUAGGCUGAUGAGAGGAUGUGGGCAAAGCGUUUUGGUGAUCUAGUCCAAGUAGUCUUCCUGAGAUCAAUUUUGUGCCAGUGUUUAUUUUUGCUUUGUUUUCUUACAGUUUUUGGUGGGUUGCUCUUGUAAUUUAAUUUUGACUUGUUUGGGUCCAUCUGGCAAGGUUCUGACCACUGCUUUAGUUCAUUGAACUAUUUUCAGAUGAUAUAGGCAGGUAGUGAGCAGUAGAGAUGAACUGCCAACAGCACCUGCACUGCCCAAACCCAACCUUUGAAGCUGCUGAGGUUGUGUUAGCUAGAAAUAAAUAUGACUGCAUGCUUAGCAAACCCACUAACCAUCAGGCACCUGAGCUUCACUUCCCAUCAUGUACCAAAUUCCAAGAUUUCAACUUAUGUGUUACAGCCAUGUGUACACCUGAUGCUGUGAGAUUUAUGUAUUUCCAAAAGACAUGGAAGUGAUAUUCAAACUCUUCCCUAAACACCAUCAUAUUUGAGUAUUCAAUUAUAUACCACCCCAGACAUCUCUAAUAUCCUGCAAAAGUACACUCUUACAUUUUCUCUUGAGGCUUUCCAUAGUCAAAUGUAAAUGUGUAUUAGCCCUUUAAAUAAAUCUUGCUUUUCUGCUUACCUUAA
This is a messenger RNA of Lepus europaeus (European hare), 4652 nucleotides long. RefSeq names its product zinc finger protein 717-like. The record is from RefSeq and is a predicted model, not a curated record. Gene Ontology annotation, molecular function: DNA-binding transcription factor activity, RNA polymerase II-specific; RNA polymerase II cis-regulatory region sequence-specific DNA binding. Gene Ontology annotation, biological process: regulation of transcription by RNA polymerase II. NCBI's taxonomy places the organism in Eukaryota, Metazoa, Chordata, Mammalia, Lagomorpha, Leporidae.